Molecule: messenger RNA, 1788 nt
Organism: Tilletiaria anomala UBC 951
Lineage: Eukaryota; Fungi; Basidiomycota; Exobasidiomycetes; Georgefischeriales; Tilletiariaceae
Product: subtilisin-like protein
Exons: 3
Coding region: 1-1788 (595 amino acids)
Biological process (GO): proteolysis
Molecular function (GO): serine-type endopeptidase activity; tripeptidyl-peptidase activity
Source: RefSeq, a predicted model, not a curated record
AUGCAUUUCGCCUCGUUCAUCGCCCUCUCCUUGGCGCUUGCCAGCUCAGCUUCGGUCCUGGCCGCUCCGCAACCCCGGGGCGUUGGAAAUGUCGUGUUGCCAGCGCCAGCGAUCAUUCCGGCUGCCUGGAAGCAAGUUGGCGUCUCCAACCUCUCUGCGGCGCUUCAGAUCACCCUCCCGCUCAAGGGUGCUAACCAGGAUGCCCUCGAAGCUCGUAUGAUCCAAAUCGCCCAGUCUGGCGGUGCUUGGCUGACGCCUGAGGAGCUGGCCACGUACGCGACACCAGCGCCUGCUGACAUCGCCGCGGUCAAGUCGUUCCUUGCGGCGAACGGUGUUCCUGCAAGCGCCAUCGCGCUCUCGAAGAACAGCGAUUUGGUCACCGUUCAGGCGACCGUUGAGCAAGUCAGUAAAAUGUUCGGCAACGUGCAGCUCUACGACUUUGAGUUUAAAGGCAAGACAUUCAGGCGCGCAAAGCAGGUCACCAUCCCCGCCUCCAUUGCCAACGUCGUCCAGGACGUUUCCCCUCUCACCGCAUUCCAGACUGUCAUGACUGGUCCAGCGAGAAAAUCGUCGGUCUCGCACGUAGUAGCCGCUGUCAGCCAAGCGAAUUCGAAUGCCACUGUUAGCAAUGCCGCCACCGCCGCGACCGCCCCAUCGUCGUGCACAAGCGCCUCCCCUUACGUCACUCCACAAUGCCUGCGCGAUCUCAUGGGCACCAGCUCUUACCAGCCCGCUCCGGUCAGCGGACAGGUCGAUGUCACAGUCCUCGGUUUCAUUGGGCAAUACGUAUCGCAGGUCGACCUAACGGGCUUCCUCACGGCCUACCGUCCGGAUGCCGCCAGCUACCAGAUUCCCAUCAAGAACGCUGCUGGAGGCCAGAACGACCCGACCAAUCCGGGUGUCGAAGCCAUGCUGGACGUCGAGUACGUCGUUGCGCAAAACUACCCGCUCAACACCGAGUUCCUCUACUACGGCUCGCUGAACGGCGACAUCUUCCAGCAGGCGUUCAACUACAUCUACACGACCUACACAGCCCUCCCCGGAGUCAUCACAGUUUCGUACGGUGACCUCGAAUCGAGCUACACAUCCGCCCAAGCCUCAGCCCUUUGCAGCACUGCACAAAAACUCACUGCUCAGGGAACGACCAUUCUCUUCGCCUCCGGUGACAAUGGUGUCGAUGCGGUCCAGUCGUCGUCCGCACCGUCCUGCAGCUCCGGAUUUCACCCAACAUAUCCCUCAGGCUGCCAAUAUAUUCUCUCCAUCGGCGGCACACAGAACUUCGGCCCCGAGCGGGCCACGGAUCCGUCGCUCACCGGCGGCUUCUACUCGGGCGGCGGCUUCAGUAAUGCGUUCACCAUUCCUUCCUUCCAAAAGAGCGCAGUAAGCACGUACCUCAAGGCGCUUGGAUCCACCUCGUCUGGCUACUACAACAAGAAUGGCCGUGGCUUCCCGGACGUUGCGGCACAGGCUGCCAACUACAUCAUCGAACAGGGCGGCCAGUUCGCUGCCGUCAGUGGCACCUCUGCCGCCGCGCCAACGUUCGCCGCAUUGCUCUCGCUCCUCAACGACGCCCGUCGCGCAGCCGGCAAGGCACGCCUCGGUUGGGUCCAUCCUGCCCUUUACGGCACGGCCAGCACACUCAGCGACAUUACGACGGGCCAGACCAAGGGCUGCCCUUCGCCGCAGCAGAACUUGGGCUUCCCGACCAAGUCUGGCUGGGACCCUGUCACCGGCUUGGGCACGGCUACUGGCAAAUUCUCCGCGCUGCGCAGCCUCUUUGGCGUCUAA